This is a messenger RNA of Mucor velutinosus, 486 nucleotides long. Its product is annotated as Hsp90 chaperone hsp82. The coding region runs from base 1 to 486 and encodes 161 amino acids. The record is from RefSeq and is a predicted model, not a curated record. NCBI's taxonomy places the organism in Eukaryota, Fungi, Mucoromycota, Mucoromycetes, Mucorales, Mucoraceae. The transcript has 3 exons.
AUGGAUAAGAUUCGCGAGAAAAUUGCCAGUAUCCGUGCUGAAGCAGAUGCUGCUAAUGCCAAGGUGGAAGAAUUGGAGGCCAAGCUCAAGGAGAUUGAGCAAGAUCAUACUCAACAAGAGCGUGAAAUUGUUUCUUUGAACAACAAGAACAGGCAACUCGAAGAGGAUUUAGAAACUGCUCAUGAGACCAUCAAGGACUUGAAGGGUAAUGAAGCAGAAGACAAUGACUACAAAAAGGAACACGAGAAUUCUAUGCGUAAAAUUGCAUUACUUGAAGAGGAAUUGGAAGAAUCAGAUAAGGCACUCAAGGAAACGACUACAAAUUUCCGUGAAGCUGAUGUCAAGGCUGAACAGCUUGAAAAGAAGGUUGAACAACUGACCAUCAAGCUUGCUGAUGAAGAAAAGAAGAAUGAGGAUCUUGUAGAAAAGAACAAGGAGUUGAAUGAACAGUUGGAAGAGAUCAACAAGCAAUUGGACGACAUGUAA